AGGCGCGGGGAGGGGUGGGGGAGAUAGCGGCCGCGGUAGCCCCGGCCCUCAGAGAGCCCGCAGGGAGGGAGGGCGCUGGGGGUCCGGCUGCCCCCUCGCCACUCCUACCGCUAUGGGCCCAGCUUCCCACUCCCGCCACCGCUCCAGCGGCCGGGGCUAGGACAUCCCCACCUCCCGUCCUGUCGCCCCCCCGUGGCACCGAGACAGAGACCCGGCCGCCGCUGCCGCAGCCUGGCUGGGGAGGGGGCCCGUCCCCCAGGCCCCUCGCCCCGGUGAGGUGACUGGAAGUUCCUCCUCCGUUUCUUUGAGACCUGUUGGGUUUGUUUGCCUGUCUGUAGAAGUGCAUUGAUAUGUCAUAGAGGACUCCACAGGGGAGAAGAGAUUUUUCCAGACCAGUAUUCACAUUUAUCUGCUACUAGGUGACCAGAAUGGAGCUGUGGCCCGGGGCCUGGACAGCACUGCUGCUGCUGCUGCUGCUCCUGCUGUCCACCCUGUGGCUCUGCAGCCCCAGUGCCAAGUACCUCUUCAAGAUGGCCUUCUACAACGGUUGGAUCCUCUUCCUGGCUAUCCUCGCAAUCCCUCUGUGCGCCGUGCGAGGACGCAACGUGGAGAACAUGAAGAUCCUGCGUCUGCUGCUGCUCCACAUCAAAUACCUGUAUGGGAUCCGCGUGGAGGUGCGGGGAGCUCAGCACUUCCCUCCCGUGCAGCCCUACGUUGUGGUCUCCAACCACCAGAGCUCCCUCGACCUGCUUGGGAUGAUGGAGGUGCUGCCAGACCGCUGCGUGCCCAUUGCCAAGCGCGAGCUGCUCUGGGCUGGCUCUGCCGGGCUGGCCUGCUGGUUGGCAGGAGUCAUCUUCAUUGACCGGAAACGCACGGGAGAUGCCAUCAGUGUCAUGUCUGAGGUGGCCCAGACCCUGCUCACUCAGGAUUUGAGAGUCUGGGUUUUUCCUGAAGGAACAAGAAACCACAAUGGCUCCAUGCUGCCCUUCAAACGUGGCGCCUUCCACCUAGCAGUGCAGGCCCAGGUUCCCAUUGUCCCCAUAGUUAUGUCCUCCUAUCAAGACUUCUACUGCAAAAAGGAGCGACGCUUCAACACGGGACGAUGUCAGGUGCGGGUGCUGCCGCCAGUGCCCACAGAGGGGCUGACACCAAAUGACGUCCCCGCUCUGGCAGACAGAGUCCGGCACUCCAUGCUCACCAUCUUCCGUGAGAUCUCCACUGACGGCCUGGGUGGCGGUGACUGUCUGAAAAAGCCUGGGGGAGCGGGCGAGGCCCGGCUCUGAGCUUCCCCACCCUCCCGUCUUCUCCCCACACCUCUGACCCCUCCCGGGUCCCCACUCCCUACUCUCCUUCGGGAAUCUUCAACUUGUGAAGUGGAUACGGAUACAGCGUCACUCACGUCCUUUCCCUGCCCACCGUGGACUCCCCUGCAUGGGGACGGUCUCCACUCCGGCCCCACCGCCAUCCUGUCUCGUGGGACAGUUGCCGCCCCUCACCUCAAGUGGCUCCUCGGAUACAAGGGUGGGGCACAUUCCAUCCCAUCCCUCCCCAGUGGUCUCUUUGUGGCCUUCUCUCCCUCUGCCCCACACUGGACAAUGGACUCGUGUGUUCUGUGGAACAAUCCAUUCCUCACUCCAAGUCCACAGACUGCGUGGGCCCGUCUGCUGGGGAGGACUCCUCAUCCUGUGACUGGGAGCCGCACCUGAACACUCCUGACCGGCUCGCCUGGGGAACUUCCUCAUCACCCUCGGCGGGGCAGGGCUCUUCUAACUCAGAAGUCUCACCCCUGCCCGUGCCAGGGGCUGAGCACACUCCAGAUGCCAAUCUCUGUUUCCCCCGCCCCCUUGGCAGAGGUCUUCGGGGUUCUGGCCUGGCAGCAACUACCCAGAGUCUGCAGGGGCGGACCUUUGAAGCUGCCAUCUCUGUUCCCUGGGGCCUUAGGGGAAAGAACCUGACCCUGGGGGGAGGGAGGGCGCUUAAUUUAUUUUUUCUUUCGAGGGACUCCCUCUCUGAGCAGUUUCCAUUUCCUCCCAGUGGCAUUGGCCACUCCCCUGCCUCCCACUCGAGACCCAUUCCUAAGACCCAGGCUGGGGGCAGAAGGAACGGGUGGAAUCCGGUUUUGCGUGGUUGGUUUUUAUUUGGGUAACAGAAAGCAACUGAGAAUAAAGAGAGAUCUGGAGAUUU
Messenger RNA from Mesocricetus auratus (golden hamster), 2184 nucleotides. RefSeq names its product 1-acylglycerol-3-phosphate O-acyltransferase 1 (gene Agpat1). Gene Ontology annotation, biological process: phosphatidic acid biosynthetic process. The record is from RefSeq and is a predicted model, not a curated record. Gene Ontology annotation, cellular component: membrane; endoplasmic reticulum. Gene Ontology annotation, molecular function: 1-acylglycerol-3-phosphate O-acyltransferase activity. Lineage: Eukaryota; Metazoa; Chordata; Mammalia; Rodentia; Cricetidae. Bases 429 to 1283 code for a protein of 284 amino acids. The transcript is spliced from 8 exons.